This is a messenger RNA of Paraglomus brasilianum, 679 nucleotides long. NCBI's taxonomy places the organism in Eukaryota, Fungi, Glomeromycota, Glomeromycetes, Paraglomerales, Paraglomeraceae. The record is from the annotation of a GenBank genome assembly.
AUGAAAGCAAGAGAUGAGAGCUCGUUGGAGAAACCCGAAAUGGCAGGGGAUAUGAGAUCCAUUUCGGAUGUAUCAGAUGGAGAGCAUGUUUAUGUCUAUGCGAGUCUGUGUAAAGGUGUGAGAGUCAGGGUGGGGGGGGAAUGGGAAUUGAGGAAAGAAUGGGAAAAGAAUCAGAAAUAUGCCCAGUCCAGCAGAGAGAUAAGUCAUGGGAGUUCGCAAGAUGGAUUAUGGGACUGGAGUUCGUUACCUUUGUUCGCACAAACCCGGCCUAUAGAAUCACAAUCAACACCGAUACAUACCUACUCGAGGAACAUAACUGAACAACUAGAUAUGGUUGAAGUAGUGUCCCGCGCAUUUGAUGUGGUUAUAUCCGUAGUAAAUGAUGUCCUAGAUGCAGCCAAAUUGGAUGCGCAUAAGCUCACAUUGAUGAACCGCAUCUUUGAUUUAUGGGCGCUUGUAGAGAAGAUUGUGACAAUGUUUGGUGAGCGUGUUGGCGCAAGGAAGCUUGAAUUGAUUGUUCUAUACGACCCGGAGACUCUUUCGAGAUAUGUAAAGGCGGAUCCAGAGAGACUGCAACAAGUGAUAAUGAAUCUGUUAUCUAACGCGAUCAAAUUCACAGAUAAUGGUGAAAUUAUGAUAAAGGUAUCAAUAAAAAACAAAUAUCUGAUAUUGGUGUCCG